CAAUAAGGUGUUACAAGCGCUUGAAGAUACAGCGCAUGAAUCCCUGGAAAAACUAUCACCAAUUGACUGAAUCCACUUUAUGUCUUCCUCCGUCUUUAAUUAUGUUGCGUGUCUCGAUUGGACAGAUGAAUGGGAAGAGCCGCCUGCAGCAGGUCCAGGGGGACGUGGAGGAGGUCAGGGACAUCAUGUUGGACAACUUGAACAAGGCUGAUGAGAGAAAUGGCAACCUGGUUGAACUGGAGGACAGGGCUGAUGUGCUGCUGGAAAAGGCUAAAAAGUUUGAAAAGACCACUUCCAAGCUGAUCCAAAAGAAAAGAUGGGGGAAGAAGAAGAUGUUUGUGUUUAUCGGCAUCGGCGCGACGGUGGCAGUCGUCAUUCUCGGAUUAAUAAUCUAUUUCAUUGUGCCUGGCACACAGUAGCUGCUCCGAUGUUGAAAAUUAAACAUUUUUUUGUGGGUUUAGCAUGAAGUGAAAAAAAAAAAGACGAGUGCAAACUAUGAGACUUGAGCAUCUCGCCUUAACUGCUAAAUCUGUGUUAUUUUUGUUUUCAAAGAUAUUUAUUGGUUUCUUUUUUUGUCUUCAGUUAAAACGGUACCAAUUCACUUCUCAAAGGUCAUGUCUCUGUAAGGCCCACGAUGGGAGAACACAUUUGUCUUGGAUCUUAAAAGUGAGAUAUAAUACAUAUAUAUACAAUUGUUUUUAUCAAAAAUGAACCAAUGAAGGCUGUAUGCGAUUUCUAUUAAAAUGGUUACUACAGAAUGAUUGAUCAUAAAGUGGUAGAGCGCAACGGCUCCUAUGUUAAUCCUUUUCUGUCUGUAGGUCUAAAGAUGAGGCUGCUAGUUGUGUUUUUAGCAUGACUCUGGGGGGCAGAAGCUGGAUUCUCUUUACCUGUUGCUCCACCAUCACGUUGCUCAUCACACAGGCUGCAGCCGGAGUCUUCAACUCAAAAUAUACACAUUCCCUAAAUAGAUGAACAACCGGCCUCCUGCUCAGCUUGUGCCAUGUGCAUGAAUGUUUUGAUCAAUGGUUUUAAUGGUUUAAUAAGAAAUAAAUAGUAUGUUCGCUCUA
Messenger RNA from Gasterosteus aculeatus aculeatus (three-spined stickleback), 1067 nucleotides. The record is from RefSeq and is a predicted model, not a curated record. Lineage: Eukaryota; Metazoa; Chordata; Actinopteri; Perciformes; Gasterosteidae.